GCUCACUCAGCCCAGUUCAAUCGCGCGGGGUUCCAACCUCAGGCACGAGGGCAGUGGACCCUCGCCACGCUAGAGCGACCUCUCUCAGGCGCCAGAGUUCGACGGCCGGAUUCAAGCGAGAGGACGUUGCGACGACACACACACGCACACACACACACAACGACGACUCAGAGCCACCAAACCAAAUCGGGCACCAUCGUGAGCAAGGGCUUGGCUUCUCACCACCAUCACCACCUUCUCGUCGAGUUGUUCACCCUCUUUUCACUCUAUCCACUCCAUCUCCUCUUCACCCCUCUUUGCGCGGACUCGCAGCAGCAGCAUACGAGGAGUCCUUCACCCUCGCGCCUCCUAUUCCUCCUCCUCGGCACUCCUUUGUCCCUCGGAAUCGCAUCAUCAUCUUACAACAAGCUUAGAUACCUCUCGCCUCUCUACUCAUCAUUAUGAAUAACGCAAUGCCUCAGCCCACGCCAAUGGCCAGGGGCGCGGCUCCUGCCCGCCUCGACAACGAGGAGCUGCAACGCCGACAGAUAGGCUCCGUGAUCAGCAGCAUCAUUGGCGGCGGCAGCGGCGGCGGAGGGUCGUCCAACGGAGGUGGGUCUUCAGGGAACAGCGGUGGUAAUGGCGGGAACAGCGGUGGCGGAGAUACGUCAAACGGCGGCGGAUCAGGUGGCACAACGUCGCAGGGUGGUAACGGUGGAAGUGGAGGUGGCUCUUCGAACAACGGUGGUGGCGGUACGACGUCGCAGAAUGGUGGAAGUGGCAAUGGGAAUAAUGGCAAUGGGAAUAAUGGCAAUGGCGGGAGUGGCGCUACGACGAUCACGUCCAAUGCCGGGGGGAACAAUGGUGGGACGACGACGGCCGUGGAGACUGCGCCGGCCACUGUUGUGUCGGAGAGCAGACAGGGCACCUCAGUCGUGCAAGUCACGCGCACCAUCGCUGGCACUCAGACGAACUCUGUCGUCAUCGUCAACGCUACAGCCACUGGCACGGGAACUUCAUCUGGUUCCGGCUCCGGCUCGUCGAGCUCAAGCAGCAGCAGCAAUGGCGGGCUCAUCGGUGGCGUCGUAGGCGGUGUUGUGGGCGGCCUCGCGUUGCUGGGCCUUCUCCUCGCCGUCGCUCUCCUCUGGCGUCGUCGCAAGGCUCGCACAGGGCGUGGCUGGUUCCUCUGCUUUGGCAAGCGACCCACGGGCGACGAGGAGAUCGAUUGGAACCACUUCGACCCCUCUGCUCCCUCCUCGAGCUCGGCCGCUGGCUUCGGCGCCGCGGGCGCGGCCGGUGGUUUACGCAAGGGCCGCACUGCCCAAGGCGCUACCUUGCCCGAGGGCUUUGAAGACGACCCGGAGCUCAUGGGCGAUUCUCCUUCUGGCUACGACCACAGCGGUGGGACGGGCGAUAUGGCCCAGUACGCAGGAGCGGGUGCAGCUCUCGGCGUCGCAGGUGGGGCCACUGGAGGCUACUACGCCGCCGAUCACGGGCGAAGCGACGACGGCAGCCACUCGCAACAGCCCUGGUCUGCUUACAACAACGGCGCCUCCUCGUACUACGGCUCUUCGCACCAGGCUCCCUCUUCCCCUCCUCAAGGCCAGUCUCAACAGCAGCAACCCUCCUACGACCACCUCGACCCGCCCGAGAUCCGCGAGCAGCGCAUGCGCGAGCAAGCAGCCCUGGCCGCUGCUGGCUCAGCGUUGGGCUCUGGGCGUGCUGGCAGCGUCUCUGCGCAGAGUGGGACAAGCCACGGGGGCCAACAGCACCCCAAUAUGCUCACUCCCGGAAGGAGUGGUGCCGGAUCGCCUCCGCAGCAGAACGGGCAGUUUGAAGGCGCGGACGCUGGAGGGUACUAUGGACAGCACUACGGCAACGGCGCGGGCGGGAUGUACCAGCCUGGCCCGCCUGCAUACGGCAACCAUGCCGACGCUGACGACGAUGCCGAGAUCUCGCAACAGUACCUUGCUGGCGCGUCAGCCGGUGGCAUGACCCACGGGGACGACGAAGAAGCUGGAGCGAGCGGUGCCGGCGGCGGCGGCAACAACGGGCAGAGGCUGAUGCUGUCCAACCCUGAUCAGGAUGACGAGGACGAGAGGAUGGCAACUCCUCAGCCCCCGGCGAAGGAUCAUGCGCCCAGUGAGGGGACGUGGAGGCGAUACUAAAGAAGCGCAGAAGGCGAAACAAAGAAAAGAAACGCAGUAUACUCGAUGCAUGAACAACAGAGCAGCAGCAGCAGUAGCGCUCGCUCGUCCGGAUCCCCCUCUUCUCAGAUUCCUCUGUAGCACACACACACACACUCAUUACGAACAACACCAUCAAGAUGGCUAGGGUAGACUCUCGGCCCUUUGCAGACUCCGAAUUCUCUCCUCUUUCUCUCUCUCCUCCGAUCACGUAUAAGGAGCCUCGCUCCCUUCUCGAUGUGUACAUAACCACUUUCGAACAAUCGAUGAUUACCACUCCCCACC
Molecule: messenger RNA, 2450 nt
Organism: Jaminaea rosea
Lineage: Eukaryota; Fungi; Basidiomycota; Exobasidiomycetes; Microstromatales
Exons: 1
Coding region: 453-2147 (564 amino acids)
Source: RefSeq, a predicted model, not a curated record